UCCACGAUUCGUAACCAAAAUAAAUCAGGAAUUCUCCGACACGAUGCCAAUGCUGUCACUGCGAUUUCUACACCAAAAAAUUUCACCUAAAACCCACCACUAAUCUCAAUUUCGAUCUGGUUUUGUAUCCGCUCUACAGCAGCUCUACAGCAUGGUGGUCUGCAAAUGCCGCAAGGCGACUAAGUUGUAUUGCUUCGUCCACAAGGUGCCGGUGUGUGGGGAAUGUAUAUGCUUUCCGGAACACCAAAUCUGUGUGGUGCGUACUUACUCGGAGUGGGUAAUUGAUGGAGAGUAUGAUUGGCCUCCUAAAUGCUGCCAUUGUCAAGCUGAUCUUGCAGAAGGGACUGACCCUCAAACUGCUCGAUUGGGCUGUUUGCAUGUGAUACAUUCAGAUUGUUUAGUUUCGCAUGUUAAAAGUUUUCCUCCGCAAACAGCUCCUGCUGGAUAUGUCUGCCCAGCCUGUUCUACACCGAUAUGGCCUCCGAAAAGUGUGAAAGAUUCAGGAUCACGCCUCCAUUCAAAGUUGAAAGAUGCAAUUAUGCAGACUGGUUUGGAGAAAAAUGUAUUUGGGAACCACCCAGUACCACUCCAGGGAGUAGAAUCCCGUAGUCCUCCACCUGCAUUUGCUUCCGAACCCUUGGCACACACCUCUGAUGUUAAAAUUGCAGCUUCUACUGAAAGACCUGAAAAUCUGGAUAUUUUGGAGAUAGAUGGAUAUGGCUCUGGGACGUCAUCUUUACCCAAUCAUGGACCCGACUUUAUGAAAAACACAAGUCCUACUGGUCCUGGUGCAACCACAAGAAAAGGUGCUAUGCAAGUGGAGAGACCAAACUCAGAGGUUCCAUACUAUGCCGACGAUGAAGACGCAAAUAGGAAAAAGUACUCUCGAAGAGGUUCAUUUCGCCAUAAGUUCCUCAGGUCAUUGCUGCCUUUCUGGUCUAGUGCAUUGCCUACUCUACCAGUGACUGCGCCACCAAGGAAAGAUGCAUCUCAUGGGGAUGAUGGCCCAGAACGCCGUACAAGGCACCACAAGACUUCACGAAUGGACCCAAGGAAGUUGCUCUUAGUUUUAGCCAUCAUGGCGUGCAUGGCGACAAUGGGUAUUCUAUAUUACAGAAUUGCACGUGGUCUGGGUGACGAAUUGGGCGAUGACGAGCCACAAUGAUCAACCUUUGAGAGUGAGUGAUUCAGGCUACAACACAGCCGAUGAAGGACCUUUGUUAAUUUUAUGGUUUUUGUAGAAAACACAAAAUCUCCAAGAUGUGAUUUUUGGUCUAAGCAAUAUUCAAUUUCGUAACCCUCUCUCCCGUGAUCUUGUUUCCGAAUUGUGUAGCUAAAGUACCAUUGACAAGUUCAGAGCGAUGUAAUCGAUUGAAUUGUACUACCUUUUAUAUGGGACACUGGUUUGAAUGAUUUAAAACUUCAGUCAGUAUUGGGCUUUGA
Molecule: messenger RNA, 1443 nt
Organism: Salvia splendens (bonfire salvia)
Lineage: Eukaryota; Viridiplantae; Streptophyta; Magnoliopsida; Lamiales; Lamiaceae
Product: zinc finger protein-like 1 homolog
Exons: 9
Coding region: 152-1165 (337 amino acids)
Cellular component (GO): Golgi apparatus
Source: RefSeq, a predicted model, not a curated record